Messenger RNA from Bolinopsis microptera, 3489 nucleotides. Its product is annotated as adhesion G-protein coupled receptor G6-like. The record is from RefSeq and is a predicted model, not a curated record. NCBI's taxonomy places the organism in Eukaryota, Metazoa, Ctenophora, Tentaculata, Lobata, Bolinopsidae. The coding region runs from base 575 to 3178 and encodes 867 amino acids. Gene Ontology annotation, biological process: cell surface receptor signaling pathway; adenylate cyclase-activating G protein-coupled receptor signaling pathway. The transcript is spliced from 23 exons. Gene Ontology annotation, molecular function: G protein-coupled receptor activity. Gene Ontology annotation, cellular component: plasma membrane.
GUAUACUCCCACAUCAUCCUCUCUGUCACCCGACCUCACUCACUCUCCCUCACUCACCAAACAUCACGAAACAUCACCCACUCACCACUAGUCUCCUGAUAUUCUGACUGCUUUUUGAACUUUGUUUUAUUCCAUUUCUUGCUGGCUGAGUUUUGUGCUGUUUUUAACAGAGCACCCCCAGUAACUUGCAAUAUACCCCGGACUUUAUACACUGGUACAAGACAAAGACACUGGAAUCAUGAUGAUAACCAGUUUGACGAAGAAAUUAAGGGUUACAAGCCCGACUCUGAGGUUAGCCUGCAGUGUGACAAGGAUUACCACUUUGAAGACGAUAAAGACUUAAAGGAGAGAAUGUUGAAGUGUAACGGUGUAGGAGAGUGGGUACUUUGGGGGGAGGAAACUUCAGAAACUUGGCACAAAUCUGUCCCCUGUGUUCACCAAACCACAUGUUCUUAUCCUACUAACGUUGAAAAGAAGAAUGGUGAAGGUACCGUAAAACUGGAGGUUGGCGAGAAACUGUAUUGCGAAGAAACGGUCACUCUUGCAUGCGGUUUAGGCCUGGAAAUGUUCACAAAUGAUACCGGCGAAUAUCGGAAGACAACUGACAGGCACUAUUGAAGUGACUUGCCUGAAAGAUGAAGAGGGCAGUAAUGUGGGGAAACUGUCAGCAAGCAUCAUCUGCGGUACGAAGAUCCAUCUCAUGACACACCUGGGUGAAGGGUUGGAAUAUGUGCCACAACAGCAAUCUGCAAUCUUGAACAAUCAGGUCAUCAGAGUCGGAAUGAUUUACAGCCGCUUCAAGACCGCAGUCACGAGUAGAUUUGCUGAUCUGAAUGCUUCCUUCCUCGAUGAAAAGAUAUUUCGGUACAUCUCCAAAGAGAGAACACUACUCCAAACCAAUUUGCUGGUAAUCCCAUCUCAGCUGACAUUGUCAACUUCUGAAGAUCUGGAGAAUAUAAUCAGCAAAACGGACGCUGAUAUUGAGAAGCUGAAAGAUUUGAGUUUUAGUCUAGAUAGUGGAGAAACCAUUGUUAUCAGCCACGCUGAGCGCACCUUCGAGGGAAAGUGCGGUGGUUUGACGGAGGUAAACAAUAAAGGAUCAUACAUUUGGAACGGUACUAACCAGACACUCCCCUGUGAUUUCAACAAAGAGGUAGUUGCUCAUGCUGUGUCGAAAUGUACCUGCGAUGAUGAUACGGGGCUUUGUGUUCUGGAUACCACUGGUGCGUAUGAUAACUGCUCUUACAAAUCAAACAAGACCAAAGGCCUUGACGAAUUAAAUAAAGAGGAUAUAUCUCCAGUGGAAAAGGCUGACAAGCUGAAAGAUAUGACGGAAGAUUUAAGUGAGGAGGACAUUGACGAGGAUGGAUAUGAUAUAGGAGCUAACACGAUAUCUGACAUCCUGGAAGCUGAUACGGAAAGUUUGAGAGUGGACAAGGUUCAGAGGAUGAAUGAGAACGUUCUGGACGUCAUUGAUAAGUUUGCUAAUGCCGGCGGUGUGGUGGCCUACAAGGAGGCUGUUGCUACUGACAAGUAUCUGAAAGCGCUGGACAAAGUGCUGUUGAACACAGACGCACCGACUGGAGGCAGUAAGGAGAUUAGUAAAAGUAACAUGAGGAUGGCUCUGUUGAGUGUACCUAAAGAUACUGACAAACAGUUGACCUUAUCUUGCUCUAGUAAAAAGUCGGAUGGUGGGGUUCAUAUUACAGCUGGUGGUUCUGCUGAAGUCGGUGAUGAUCUGGAGAUAGUGAUGGAGAUUCCUAAGGGCAUAAGAAAAUCCUUAAAAGACAACAAUAAGUUUUAUUUCGUGGUGUUUGAAAAGUCCACAUUUUUCACAACAGAAGAAUUGUUCACGGGAAAGAAGAAACUGCAGAGUAAAGUCUUCUCUGCUGGUGUUGCGGGAAUUCCUGAUAUCAGACGGAUAAGCCCUCCGAUAAACUUCAAGAUGAGAACACAGAAUAGUUCGGCGGAGUACAAGUCGGAGUGUGUAUACUGGAGAGAUACUGGAGGAGGGGUCAGGGAACGAGAGAUUAAAAAAGUUACGACGCUGGAGAGCAGUACAAAAGAGAUUAUCCACUGCCAAACUGAUCAUUUGACAAGUUUUGCUAUCCUGAUGAGCAGCACACCUCUUGCCGAGAUCCACGAGGAGAUACUAAAUGUUAUCACUUAUCUGGGAUGUAGUUUAUCUAUCAUCGGUCUUAUCUUAUCUCUCGUCGGUCUAUCCGUUUUCAGAGUAAUCCGGAAACCUAUGGCAACUAAAGUUCAUAUCAACAUGAGUGCUGCUCUGUUGUUAGCUAAUGUGACAUUCAUGGUCGGGAUUGAUGAGGUUGGAAGCCCGAUUGCGUGUUUAAUAUGUGGUCUCCUGUGCCACUACUUCUUUCUGGCUGCUAUCCUCUGGAUGGGAGUAGAAGGGUUUCACCUCUACGUCAUGAUCGUGCGAGUGUUUGGUCAUCUCAGCAACCGCUUCCUCCUCAAAUGUGCUGCCUUUGCAUGGGGUUUUCCAGCAGUAAUGGUAGCUGCUACUCUAGGAUGGGAUGUCAACAACUACGAAACUAUCAAAUUUUGCUGGCUAACAAAGACACCGAUGAUUUGUUUCUUCAUGGCUCCAGUUAUGAUUGUUAUCCUUAUAAACACCUACAUGUUCAUCAGAGUCACUCAAGAAAUAACAAAGUCACAGAACAGGAAGACGGACAACCUCCCCUCAAACCAGCAGUCGGGCCUUAGUGAUGUUCGAGACAAGUUGGUCCAGGUUAGGGCCUCAGUUUCAGUGAUGGUGCUGCUGGGUCUGGCUUGGAUCCUGGGUCCUCUCAUGCUGCUAGACAUGGUUCCUGCCCUCACCACCUCUAUAUCUUACCUCUUUACUGUCUGCAACUCUCUUCAGGGUUUCCUCUUUUUCUUCUUCCACUGUGCAAUCAAGACGGACGUUAAGGAACGUUGGAAGACCUAUCUAGGUUUGGAGAUGAGCCAUUCGCAGAUGUCAGAUUUCAGUAAAACGUACAACAAACAGAACUCAAAGCCUCAGCUUACCAAUCAGAAGACUACCGAGUUUUCUAAGCUGGGAGACAGCGCGGCUUCGCUCAACAAGUCACUGCUCUCUUUCAAACCAAAAAACAAAAUAAAACCUGGGCGACCAGACUCACCAGAGGAUGACAGCGAACUUGCUAUCGUGGACUUCUAAUAAUUACUGCAGACUUUUCAAUUAUUUAGCAUAGCGACGAAUCGUGUAAAUUCUAAAAAUAAUUAAUUGAUAUCUGAUGUAUUGUUUAUUUUAAUUAAAGACACUGAUUAAGACAACUAUUAAGACUUGAUUUCUUUGACGUUUGUCUCGAUCAUGGUAGUUCGUUCAAUACGAGAUCGAUUCUUAACAGUUAUUUGAUUUUGAAGUUUUAGUUGAUUUUGAAAUGUUAUUGAAUUUAUAGAUCCAGUAAAGGCGGAGGCAUCAAUACUAAUUAAUGGAAUAGAUCAUUCUGAUAUCAGUUUUUUUAUCUC